UUAAUUGAAGAAAUGAUAAGGCCAAGUAGGUCACCAGUACUAGUAGUACCAAAAAAGGGGUUUCAAUGAAGACGGAACUUCAAAACUCAGACUCGUAAUUGAUUAUAAAAAACUUAAUGAAGAUACAAUACCAGAUAGAUAUCCAAUGCAGGACCCUUCAGUGAUUUUGUCAAAUCUUGGGAAAGCCAAAUACUUUUCAACAAUUGACUUGUAAUCUGGAUUUCAUCAGAUUCUCAUGAAUAAACCAAACAUUCAGAAAACCUCAUUUUCAAUAAACAACGGGAAAUACGAAUUCCUAAGAAUGCCUUUCGGUUUGACCAACGCUCCAAGAAUAUUCCAACGAGCGAUGGAUGAUAUUUUAAGAGAACAAGUGGGUAAAACAUGUCACGUUUAUAUGGAUGACAUAAUUAUAUUUUCAAAAACAAUUGAACAACAUUACAAAGAUUUAAUUCUCAUUAUUAAAAUUUUGAUGAACGCAAACAUGAAAAUUUCAAUUGAAAAAUCAAAGUUCUUUAAAUUAGAAACCAAUUUUCUCGGUUACGUUGUAUCCCACAAUGUAAUAAAAACCGAUCCCGAAAAAGUUUCUACUAUCGUAAAAUAUCCGAUACCUAAAAAUAUUUGAGAGCUUAGAAGCUUCCUAGGCCUUACAGGAUAUUACAGAAAAUUUGUGCAAAAUUACGCAAAGAUAGCUAAACCUUUAACAAAAUAUUUAGAAGGCCAAAACGGCAAAGUAUCAAUAAAGGCAUCACGUAAAACUUUAGUACAGUUUGAUGAUUCAGCUGUAAGAGCUUUUAACGAGCUCAAAGAAAAAUUAAUUGCACAAGUAGAACUAGAACAACCAGACUAUAAUAAAAAAUGUACUCUAACAACGGACGCUUCAGACUUAGCAAUUGGUGCUGUUCUUUCUCAUGGAGGAAAACCAAUUACAUUUAUUUCAAAAACUCUGACAAAAACCGAACAAUUAUACGCAAACAAUAAAAAGGAACUUUUAGCCAUUGUAUGGGCUUUUAAAAAUCUUCGAAAUUACUUAUAUGGGGUUAACAACAUCGAUAUCUAUACUGAUCAUCAACCUCUUUCAUUUUCUAUUUCUCAAAAAAAACCAAAUAUUGAGAUGAAAAGGUGGUAUUCCUUUAUUGAAAGCUAUUCAUCCAAAAUUAUUUACAAGCCAGGAGCAACAAAUGUUGUUGCAGACGCUUUAUCUAGGAUUCAAAUAAAUAAUUUAACGGAAAGUAAUGAAUCGGUCUCAGAUCAAAAUACUCAGCAUUCUGCAGAGAGUAGUUUUGAAAAUAUAAUACAAGAAACCCGAAAACCCUUAAACCAGUUUAAGCAACAAUUGCUAAUAGCAACGGGGAGGUAUACAAUACAUGAGUCGAUUAAUGUAUUCGGAAAUACUACCCAUAUAAUAGAGUAAUAGAGUAUAAUAGAGUAUGACACUCCAGAAAAUUUAGUAUCAAUCUUAAGGAAAUAUAUUCCACCCAAUAUAACAAUAGGAGUUCACUGUACUCUAGAAGAUUUUUACAGAAUUCAAAAACCACUUAAGGACAAUUUUAUAAAUAAAUUUUUAUACACAAGGACAUUUGUCCAGGAUGUCGAGAACGCUGAAGAUAGUUCUCUUAUUAUUACAGAAACUCAUUGUAGAGCUCAUAGAGGGCUAGAUGAAAAUUAUAAACAAAUAACUAGACUCUAUUUUUGGCCAAAUUUAUACAAAAAGCUUAAGGAGUUUAUAAUGAAUUGCACUAUCUCCAGUUCAACUUCGACAGUCAAUACGAACGGUUGUGCUUCUCUUGUGAUCGAUCAAGGAAAAACCUUCAAGUACCCGAAGUGAAUCAACUCGGGAAUCUAUUUAUAGAUCUCUUAUCUUAUCGAAAGACAAUUUGACGCGCGACGGCUCAUUAUAUGCAUCAAUUGCCAAAUCUACCCAAAUCCAAGUAAAUCAAGGACAUAAGGAACAACAAAGCUUAAUCGAACCCUCACCAUCAACAACUCUGGAACAACCUACAACAAGCAACCAACGGAAAAUUAUCACAUACGAAGACGACGAUGAGAUGUCCACCAGCUCUAUUAGUUCGGAAAAAAAUACCAACGAUAAGUCGAACCCUAAUUGCAUAAUUUACCCUAAAAACUUAACCAAAGGGAAAAAGAUUAUUAAAAAAUGAUGGCUCAAAAAGCCCAAUACAGACCAGGUCUAAAGUUAAGAAAAUUGAAAUUAAAAAUACAACUAAACUAGCGCCUUAAAUUCUAUCUAACUUUUUACAAUGUCCUUCAAUAUACUACAAUGGAAUAUGAACGGAUACACUAACAACUAUAACGAACUCUUAAUCUUAAUAAAACAAUACAACCCAAAAAUUAUUUCUAUACAAGAAACCCAUUUAACAUUCCCAAAACAUCCCUAUCCCAGUAAACUUUGAAAUUUACCACACAUUAUCCAUCGUAGCCAAAGGCGGAGUAGCCAUACUAAUACACAAAUCAUUGCAACACACACAAAUCUCUACAAGGUCUAUUUUUGAUGCCAUUGCUCUUGAAGUUCAUUCAGCUAAAAAAUUUAUUAUAUUCGCCGCAUACAUUCCCCCAAAUCAAAAGUUCUCUCAAAGUGACUUGGAAACAAUGUUUCCAACCUUUCAGAAUACACCAUCCUUAAUCACAGGCGACUUCAACAGUUGGAAUCGCUUGUGGGGAUCACCCAAAAAUACUAGAAAAGGAAACACGCUAGGAAAAUUCAUACACAACAACAACUACAUAAUCCUAAACAAUGGCAAACCCACACAUUUCUGCACACAUGGGACAUAUACGCACGUUGACUUAACUCUCUGCUCCCCAGAUCUUAAAAUUUUCUGCACCUUCAAAAUUAGUGACACACUGCAAGGAAGUGAUCACUUCCCCAUUGUCGUACAAAUGUUCCCCUUACAGAAUAAAAAAGCAAAUAGGUACCUACCCAGAUUUAUCAUGAACCUAGCGGAUUGGGAUAAAUACGAAACACUCACGAAUAACCUAAGCACCAGUUUACCAAUAGCACCCAACACCAACCAAGAAGCUAGUAACAUAAAUAAAAUAAUUUUACAGAGUGCUUACAAAAGCAUCCCCCAAACCAAGGCCCCUAAACAGCACUACAACGUACCAUGGUGGAAUAGAAAACUAGAGUCCCUAAAAAACGAAAAAAACGUAGCUUGGAGAACAUUCAACAGAAACAUGAGCACCCAAAAUCUUGUAAACUUUAAACGAAUUAACGCACUGUACAGAAGGGAAAUUAGAACCUCAAAAAAGGAAAGUAUACAAAUUUUAACAUCCAGCAUCAGCCCAGACACUAAAUGCGAAACUAUCUGGAAUAAAAUACGCACUUUUUGUGGCUUACAUAAGGCAACUUCCAUUCAUUGUAUCAAGGACUACAGUUCAAAUCACACCCUUACUGAUCAGGGGGAUAUAGCCAAUGCAUUCUCAAAGCAUUGGUCUCUCUGCUCAGAUGAUAGGAAUUUCUCGACACUUUUUCUACAAGCUAAAAACGAUAUAGUAAACAACAGACCCCAUGACUUACCACACAGAACUGCAGAAUUCAUGGAGCAAGAUAUAAACUUCAUCGAAUUUUCUGCAGCGUUAAAUAGCCUCAAGGGAAACACACCAGGGUACGACAAAAUCAAUUACUCAAUGAUCAAGCACUCUUCAAAAUCUUUGAAAAAAAAGAAUAAUUAUUCUAUUCAACAGCAUUCUAAGAUCGCACAUAGCACAAACAUACAAAGUCAGCACAAUAAACCCAAUCCACAAGCCCGGCAAAGACAAAACUUUAAUCGAAUCCUACCGCCCUAUAUCGCUUAAUCCAUGCAUAUCUAACGUAUUAGAUAAAAUAAUCUCCAAAAGACUAUGGUGGUUUGUUACAACUAACAAAUUGCUUAAUAGUCACCAACUUGGCUUCAGGAAAGGGAAAUCGGUUACAGACUGUCUACUGUUUGUAGACGCUUUGGUCAGCCGAGCCCUCACCGAAAAACGACAUGUUUCCAUAGUUUCUUUAGAUUUUGAAAAGGCAUUCGAAAAAGUAGGACUACACACAAUAAUAGGCCAACUGAGGCCUUGGGGUUGCGGCCAAAAAACCAUAAGCUAUGUAAGCAAUUUUAUGACGAACAGAAAAAUUCGAGUACGCACGAACCAGCCACACUCAAGUAUUCAAAAUCUGCACAACGGCAUUCCACAAGGAUCCCCACUAUCGGUAAUUUUAUUCCUAAUAGCUUUCAACAGCCUGGCAGACAUAAUAGAAAAACAUAGACACAUGAAAUUCACUGCCUAUGCAGAUGACCUAAUUGACCUAAAAAGAAGCAAAUCCCUAAUAUCCAACUUAGACUCUCUGUUCUCUGAAAUAAGCAACUGGUGCUCAAUCUCUGGAGCAACAAUAUCCCUAGAUAAAUGCAACCACUUACAUAUAUGUAGGAAAACAAACUGCCAUUGUAAAGUAGAAACAAGCAUAUGUCCGAAAAAACAUCUAAAGAAAUAACCAUUUUAGGACUAACGUUAAACUCAAAGUAUAGAUGGAACUCUCACAUUAACAGAUUAAAAAAAUCACUGUCCAAGCCACUAAACAUUAUAAAAUGUCUUUCAAGCUAUAAAUACAAUAGUCAUCCUCAUACACUAGUCCAAAUAGCAAGCAGCAUAUUAAUAUCAAAAAUCGAAUUCGCCUUACCAAUCUACGGAAACGCCCCAAAGUCUACGUUAAGGCCAAUUAAAACAUACAUGAACUCAGCUCUCCGCUCAGCGUUAGGAGCAUUCCCGUCCACUCCAACCCACAAUCUCUACCUUGAAGCGAAUGUAUGCCCCCUAGAAACAAAAAUCCAGUUUAUGAAAGCCAAACUUUGGAACACAAUAGUACACUGCCAGGACACCCCCCUUUAUCCCAUAGUAAACAAAAUUAUAAACAAACAGAAUAAAAAAUAUAAAAACUCAGUACUCCAAGACUGCAUCAACAUAUGCUCCAAUCUAGAUCUAACAAUUACCCCGGUAAAAAAACGAAGUAAGUCCAACCCCCCAUGGCAGAUAAGACCUGAAGCAUUGGACACACACACACAAACAAAAAAAGAAAAGCAACUAACCCAAAAGAAAUAUUUUUAAAAGAAUUUUUAGAAACUAAACACAAAUUAAAAAACUAUAACCUUAUAUACACGAACGAAUCUCUAUCAAAUGAAAUAAUUGGCUAUGCAAUAACAACAGAAAGUUCAACCAUAAAACUAGGUGUGCUACCUGAAUACUCUUCAGUGUAUACAGCAGAAGCUACAGCAAUCCUUGACGCGAUCGAGAUAGGACUAAAAAGUAGAGGGAAUUUGCAUUUGCACUGAUUCCCUGUCAGUAGUGGAAAGCAUAAAAAAUACAAAAAACUCAACAUAUCUUAUCUCCAAAAUUCGAAAUCUUAUAAUAAACAACUUCCCUAAAAUAAAACUUCUUUGGGUACCAAGCCAUGUAGGGAUAGCUGGAAACGAAUUUGCCGAUGAAGCUGCUAAAGCAGCUACAAUCUCCCCCCUAAUAGCUUCAACAAACAUAAAUAAAUUAGAUAGGAAUAGAUAUUAUAAAUGAACACUGCUUAAUUUUGCUCCACAACUGAUUAAUAAAACAUCCACAUGGUAUCAAACAACGAAUGUCAGUCAUCUUAACAUUGCCCACUACACAAAAAACCCCCUCUUUAAUAAUAUAUCAAAAAUUUAAUAAACCAAGCUUAUACGGUUACGUCUUGGGCACACUAGACUGACCCAUACAAAAAGAUUUGUACAACCGCCAUCAAACCAAUGUAAAUUUUGCAAUUGUACGGACAUAUCAAUAAAGCAAAUAUUGAAUGAACCUUCCGCAAUAUCAGACCCAAAGCACCAAACUCCGAUCUCAUCCCUCUCCUAACUAAUCCUAGCCCUGAAAACUUACUUAUCCUUCUUACAUUUCUAAAAAAGGCCAACAUUAUAAAUAAAUUAUAAGGCUACAAAAAACAAAAUGUAAAAAUACUUUGUACUUUCAAGUUUAAGAUUAAGAAUUUUAUGUUUUCUAAUUAAGUAUUAUUUGUUAAUUGUAAUCUAAUCGUUAAGUGUUGAACCCUAUAUAAGUACUAAGAAAUAUCUGAAUAGAUAACCAGCCGAAAGCCCCAGCAGCUAUGGCUGUCAUCACUACUGUAGCUUAGUUUUUAUAAGUAAGCCUACAGUGUACAAAUAAAUAAAUAAAUAAAUUGCACUAUCUGCAAUCAAAACAAAUACAACAGGCACCCAGUUCAGAUUCCUAUCGGUCAAGCGCCAAUUCCAGACAGAGAAGGUGAGAAUUUGCAUCUUGACAUAUUUUACGCCCAAAAUCUUAUAUUCAUUACUUGUAUAGAUUCGUAUUCGAAAUACUUAGUGGUAAAAGAAAUCCCUAAUAAACUGAAUAUAGAAAAUAAAGUUUCAGAAAUUUUACAACAAUUUCCAUUAGCCAAAUCUUUGAUGAUAGAUAACGAACCAAGUUUCUCUUCAUCCCAAUUUAAAUCUUUUGCACAAAGAAAUGGGAUAUCUUUAUUCUUUGCAGAUCCUCGACAUAGUACGUCUAACGGACAAAUAGAAAGAGCACACUCUACCUUAACAGAAAUUGCUCGCUGCGUUAAAGAUGAGCUUAAUUUAAUCGAUUAUUCCGAAAUUAUAAUUAGAGCAGCACAAAAAUAUAAUUUAACAAUUCAUUCAAGAACCAAUCAUCGACCUUUUGAUAUAUUAUUUGAUAAAAUCAAACACGAUGAUAUUCCUAAAUUAUUGCACGAAGCCCAAGAGAAAAUGUUACAUUUUCACAAUAAAGAUAGACAAAAUAAGAAUUAUCACGUAGGAGAGGUAAUUUACGAAAAGAAACAUGGGGAAAGGAACAAGCUUAAUUCUAGAUAUAAAAAACAAGUAGUUAAGGAAAAUCUCCCCAAUAAAGUUAUUAUAAAUAACAGAAACCGUACGAUUCAUAAAGAUAAUAUUAAAUAACUUGUUUCAAAUUACAGAUAAUGAUUUCAAUAAUGUACUUAUUACUGCUGGUAGCAACAACCAAAUCCGAAAUUAUGGAUUACACGAACCAUGAUUUCCUUCUUUACAAGGAUACCAAAGAUG
Drosophila biarmipes is the source of this 7064-nucleotide messenger RNA. RefSeq lists its product as uncharacterized. NCBI's taxonomy places the organism in Eukaryota, Metazoa, Arthropoda, Insecta, Diptera, Drosophilidae. The transcript is spliced from 2 exons. Gene Ontology annotation, molecular function: catalytic activity. The record is from RefSeq and is a predicted model, not a curated record. Bases 2605 to 3807 code for a protein of 400 amino acids.